AUGGCAGUGACAAAUCGUCGAAAGGCACGCGACAGCGGCGAUGUCGAAGCUAGGCCUAGCUCAGAGCCUUCGGGUCCCCAUUAUCGAAGCAACAGUCAACCCUUUGCUGGAAGACUCGGUGCCAAUCAGGCGUACGUUGUCGAAGGAGGAACAUCGGAAGACGACCAUUUGCUGCAUCAUGCACCAGAUGCCACGCCGCACAUGUCGUUCUGGGAGUUGAUGGACAUGAGCCCGAUCAAGAAUCUGGAUUUAUGGAAAGCGGCGCUUAUCGAGGGGAUUGGUACUUUACUGUUUGUGUACAUAACGAUAUGGGUAAACAUCUCUCCAGAUACUGCUCCCGCGGCCCCAACACAACGAUUUGGGAGCUUUGACAAUGCUGCUUUCCUGGGACCUCUCAUUGGCGGCAUAACUAACCUAAUCUUCAUAACACUCUUCAUCACGUCCUUUGGAGCGAUUUCCGGCGCACAUUUCAACCCUCUGAUCACCUUUGCGACUUUCUGCGCUAGACUAUGCUCACUGCCGCGUCUGAUACUCUACGUCGCAGCUCAGCUCGGCGGAGGAGCCUUGGCAGGCUUACUAGUCAGGGCAAGCUGGGGAGGUCGAGACUUCAAAGUCGGCGGAUGCUGGCUGUUCACGGAUAUCGUCCCGCCAAGGGAGAUAUUUGUAGUCGAAUUGGUGUCAUCUACCCUGCUCCUGUUUCUUGCUUUUGGUGUUGGCCUGGACCCACGACAAGCAAAGAUCAUUGGUCCAGCUCUGGGACCUUUCAUGGUAGGAUUGAGUGUUGGGACUAUGAGCUUUGCAAGUGCUUUCGCGAGAUAUGGAUAUGGCGGUGCUGGGCUGAAUCCAGCGAGAUGUAUGGGGGCUUUUGUUGGAAGCAGCUUCCCAAGUUGGCAUUGGAUACACUGGGUUGCUGAUGGAACUGCCUGUAUUAUUCACGGCGUAUGCUAUUAUUUCAUUCCGCCUUGGACCGAAGUCCGUCAAUGA
Molecule: messenger RNA, 984 nt
Organism: Fusarium fujikuroi IMI 58289
Lineage: Eukaryota; Fungi; Ascomycota; Sordariomycetes; Hypocreales; Nectriaceae
Exons: 2
Coding region: 1-984 (327 amino acids)
Biological process (GO): transmembrane transport
Cellular component (GO): membrane
Molecular function (GO): channel activity
Source: RefSeq, a predicted model, not a curated record